This is a messenger RNA of Pocillopora verrucosa, 1299 nucleotides long. The record is from RefSeq and is a predicted model, not a curated record. NCBI's taxonomy places the organism in Eukaryota, Metazoa, Cnidaria, Anthozoa, Scleractinia, Pocilloporidae.
GUGAAUAUUUGAAGGCCGAGUCAUUUCAAACAGGAAACAGAUCAUUGUGAAGAGGCAUGGCAUCCUGAAAUCCAUUUGUAUAUUGUUUAUCUGUCACUCCACUUGGUGUGUGAAGCAUUAGAUAGUUACAGUAUGUCUUGAAGUCCAUGGGUCUUCCUGAAAUUUUCCACUGUUAACAUUGAAAGUACCUGAAAAUACCUAUGAAUGCUGUUACUUUUCCAGGUGUCUGAGGAGCACAUCAUUUCUUCAGCUGAAGAAUGUCAACCACCUUACUAUGAGCAUAUUGAGGAGAAUGAGUACUUAUUUAACAGAAAGAAGAAAAUCAACAAGGAAGUGCGCAGAAUGCAGUGUGAUUGUACCUUAGAUCCUGAUGAUCCAUGUUCUAGUGGUUGUGGCAAGGACUGUCUGAACAGAUUGUUGAUGAUAGAAUGGGCUGUAAAGUGAAAGUUGAAGUGUUUAAAACAGAGAAGAAAGGCUGGGAAUGGAGAACUCUUGAAGAUCUGGAAUUGGAUCAGUUUGGUAUGGAGUACUGUGGAGAAGUCAUGAACUAUAAAGAUUUCCAGGAAAGAGCAGAGCAUUAUGAUAGAGAAAACAGAAGACACUACUAAUUCAUGACAUUGAAAGCUGAUGAGCUAAUUGAUGCCACCUACAAGGGGAACUUGUCUCAGUUUAUCAACCACAGCUGUGACUCAAACCGUGAAACUCAAAAGUGGACUGUCCAUGGCUUGUUGAGGAUUGGAUUUUUUACUCAGAGACCUAUCCCAGCUGGUGCAGAGCUCACGUUUGAUUACAAACUGCAGCAUUAUGGGAAAGUUGCUCAGAUUUGCCAUUGUGAAGCACCAAAUUGUCGUGGAUUUAUUGGAGGAGACAAGCAAACACCUCUGAAGAACACAGUGGAAAGAAUAACAACCCCACCUAUCACAAGCUCACCAAGGAGGAGACGUAAAAAGCAAACAAGGAAUUUGUCAAAUGAAUUUGAUGAAAUGAAUUUUGUAUUUUGCAAAAGUCAAUGGAAAACACGAAAACAAUAAUAAAUCUCGCAAAAUAAGCGAGAACAAAUUGGAACGUUCAUAGAAAUUUGUACAAGGAUACGAAGAGAGGGAAAAGGAAACCGAGAGAAUUUUCAAACACAAAGCUUAUUCAAGUACAGGAAGUUUACCGAAUACCGAAGAAAACUGCAACUCCAGCCAAGCAAGACCGUGUUGCCGAGUUGUUAGUCGCAGCUAGCCCAGCAGGAAGUGGUGACGAUGAUCAUGCUAGGUGAGACAACAAAUUGAAUAAGAGAUUGAAAAAAAGAAC